Myripristis murdjan (pinecone soldierfish) is the source of this 2602-nucleotide messenger RNA. Its product is annotated as CCN family member 3-like. Gene Ontology annotation, cellular component: extracellular matrix; extracellular region. Gene Ontology annotation, biological process: cell adhesion; signal transduction; chondrocyte differentiation. The record is from RefSeq and is a predicted model, not a curated record. The transcript is spliced from 6 exons. NCBI's taxonomy places the organism in Eukaryota, Metazoa, Chordata, Actinopteri, Holocentriformes, Holocentridae. The coding region runs from base 373 to 1425 and encodes 350 amino acids. Gene Ontology annotation, molecular function: heparin binding; integrin binding.
CUAUUUCAGGUGGGGUUCAGAGGGAAAGAGGUCAAAAGGUCACUGCACCCUGUCAGUGGGGCUCAGAGAGAUCGGGAACCUCCAGCUCCCAGAGAAUAACAUGAACAUCCUGGAGCAGUGUUGGAAUAAUAAGCAAAAAGGGAAUCCCCAAACUCUGGGCGAUCUCUGCAGCAUUCCUUCCUGUUUGUUGUCAUGGUGCCAGCGGAGCAGCUCUGCUAUAAAAGGUCGUCUCCUCCAGGCUGCUCGGCCAGAACGACAAAAAGAUUACAACCUUCUGCAACGCCACCGCCAGAGAGGAGGGAAAAUUCAACCACAACCAAAGGAGUCGACUCAAGACAAUUGAAGUGAAAACAAGUUAACUGGUACCACAGGAUGUCAGAGCUCGCAGCAUCUUUGUUUUUCUGCAUUUCAAUACAGAUGUUUACACUGGUCUGGUCCCAGGUGUGCCCUCAGAGGUGCCACUGCCCCCAGGAUCCUGCCCUCUGUGCCCCCGGGGUGCCCCUCAUCCUGGACAACUGUGUCUGCUGCCUGGUGUGUGCCGGUCAGAAAGGAGAGGUGUGCUCUGAAACAAAGCCGUGCGACACUCGUAAAGGGCUGCGGUGUGACUACACAGCCGACAUCCACAAGAGGACCGGCGUCUGUGUGGCUCAUGAGGGAGACGUGUGUGUUUUGGACGGUUCUGUCUACCAGAACGGACAGACGUUCUUCCCCAGCUGUAAGUACCAGUGUAUGUGUCGUGAUGGGCAGAUCGCCUGUGUGCCGCGCUGCAAUGUGGAUGUGAUGCUGCCUGGGCCGGACUGCCCCAUGCCCAGAAGAGUUCAGGUGCCUGGAGAAUGCUGCGAGAAAUGGGUUUGUGAACCCCAGGCUGAGGCCAGUGCACUGGGCGGCUUUGCUAUGGCUGCCUACCGUCAGGAGGAGACGGUGAGUUUCGAUGCCUGGGACCCCAGCCUCAACUGCAUUGAGCAGACCACAGAGUGGGGCGCCUGCUCUCGGACCUGCGGCAUUGGCGUGUCCACCAGAGUGACCAAUAAGAACCGGCGAUGUGAAAUGGUCAAGCAGAGUCGGCUGUGCAUGGUCCGACCCUGUGAUGACCAGCUGGACCAGACACAGCUGACACAGCUUGCCCCCAAGAGAGGCAGUAAGUGUCAGAGGAUGGUGAAGAGCACCAAAGCCAUCCAGCUCUCCUAUAAGAACUGCACCAGUGUCCAGGCCUUCAAGCCUCGCUACUGUGGCUCCUGUACAGACGGUCGCUGCUGCACCCCUCACAGCACCAAGACCGCUCUGCUGCAGUUCCAGUGUGCCAACGGUAAAACUGCCAGGAGGCUGGUCAUGGUGAUCCAGAGCUGUGCCUGCCACCACAGCUGCCCCCAAGACAACGCCGUGUGGCAGGCCUCAGACCUGGCAUACAGCGGCAUGAGGCUAUAGGCUCACAUUACACACCCAAAUUGCAUAGCAGUUGAAAAGCUGAAAAGCCCAUUUCUAUGAGAAAAGUUUCGCUGCACUGUGCUACAUGUCUGUGAUAAGAUGAAACGUGGUUUAGGGAACCAUUUUAAUGUGAUGUGGAGGUAUAAUGUCAGGCUAUUUUCAUCUAAUUGUUUGUGGGUGUCAGAUGCCUCCCUGCAGGUUGUGAUAGUUGGGACUCCGAAUCAGGAUGCUUAUAGUGCAGCAUCCAACUGCACAGACGAUGGAUGGAUCAAAUAGGAUGUAAGCACUUAAAUUUGUUGGUACAUGCUGAUGUGGACUUCUUAAGCCAGUAAAGACUGAAGGAAGAAUAUACCACAAGAAACUGUAUAAAAGUGUAGAGACACAGAGGAGUGCAGUGUCCUAUGGGGCCUGUAUAUUAGUAGAGCUAGUUGGAGCCACCAGUGAAUCUGAUUCACUGGCAUUCUCAUCGGGGAGCCACUUGUUAUUUUCUAAAAACAAACGUUGCAGCUCAUCUAUUUAAACUGUUCCUCUCAGCCCUGUUUACAUCGCAAAGAUGGAUUUAGUAAUGCACCAAAUGAAUACCUUCAAAUACAUUGUAAAAUACAUCUCAUGGAUCCUCAUCUUUUUACAAAGUAUGAAGGUUAUUUUGCUCUCUUUGAUUUAGGCAGAGAUGCACGGAUGAAGAAGGGAUAUAAAAUGUGAGUAUUCCCAGCAGUUACCUUUUGGGGGCGCUGGCAUGGAAUUACUCCAGUUCCGCCGCCUGUUAUACAAAUGUGUAUAUGCUGGAAUUUGUCAUGAGUGUCUGACCUGCAAAAGUGAAAGGUCAUUCUCAUCACAUAAUGCAAGUUUCUGCAGCUGCUCGAAAUUGCACCACUAACCUAUGAAAAUCAACAUUUCCUCAGUCUACAAAUGAAAAUGUGUAUUUUCUCACAUUUUUCUAUUGCUUGAUGGUUUUUCCAAAGUCUCAGUAAAGGACACAAAUACCUGGCGUAGAGCUAGUUUAAAUAAAUGUGUAUCAAAUGCACAACUUUAUAGCUAUGUAAAUAUUAUUUAUAUAUAAAUGUGUUGUUAACCUUUCAGUUGUACUGCUUUUUCAGACUGCUUAUUAUGAAUUACUUUAUAUGAACAGUGAACAUAUUCUGUAUUUGGAAAUAAAGCAUUAUUUUUUAUAUAUACA